AUGUCUGAACUAACUACAAAAUUUCAAUCCCUAACUAUUGCUAAAGAAGCUGUCAACUUAUCUAAGGAACAACUAGCGUUAACUGCUCAAUGGGACUCUCUUUUGAAAUCCGGUCAAAUCGAACAAAAUUUAGAUAAGAUCAAUCUCUCUUUAAGAGACUCAAGUUUCUUGGCAUCUACAUUGCAACCAACAGUCACUGACGUCUCAAUGUUCGAGGCAGUUUUUCCUAUCGCUAAACAAUUGGUCACUAGCACCAAGGACAUCAAGAAUGUUUACUCUAAGUAUAGACAUAUCUUUAGAUGGGUCGAUUUCUUACAACAAUUGUUGGCUGUUCCAAGUAAAGAUCAAUUGGUUUUAAAUUACGAUUUAGAUUUACCACGUGAAGUUAUUGAGAAAAAGAAGAAAAAGACAGAUGACAAUAAGAAAUCUGACGCUGAAAACACUGCUGCCUCUUCUUCUUCUGUUCCAGCUGAGAGUGGCAAGAAAAGUGGUAAGCAACCAAGAGGUAAACCUGAUGAAGAAACAUUAAAAAGAUUGAGAGAAGAGGCCAAAGCUAAGAAGGCCGCCAAGAAGGCCGCCAAUGCUGCUAAGCAAGCUGCUGAAAAGAAAGAAGUGGAACCACCAAAACCAUCUGUCAUCGAUUUCCGCGUCGGGUUCAUCCAAAAAGCUAUUAAGCAUCCAGAUGCCGACUCUUUAUAUGUCUCCACUAUCGACGUAGGUGAUGUAGAAGGUCCAAGAACCGUUUGUUCCGGUCUUGUAAAGCAUUUCCCAUUGGAAGCCAUGCAAGAACGUUACGUUGUCGUUGUUUGCAAUUUGAAGCCUGUUAACAUGAGAGGUAUUAAAUCUACUGCUAUGGUCCUUUGUGGUUCCAAUGACUCUAAAGUUGAAUUCGUUGAACCUCCAGCCGGUUCUAAAGCUGGUGAUAAGGUGUUCUUCGAAGGUUACGGUGACGAUGAACCAUUGAAACAAUUGAAUCCAAAGAAGAAGAUUUGGGAAGCCUUACAACCACAUUUUACUACUAAUCAGGAUUUGGAAGUCAUCUUCAAAGAUGAUGAAAAUAAAGACAAACCUGUAUUGAAAUUAACUAACGCUAAAGGCGAAUCAUUCAAGGUUGCUACAAUUGUUGAUGCUCAAGUUCGUUAA
Arxiozyma heterogenica is the source of this 1143-nucleotide messenger RNA. RefSeq names its product Arc1p (gene ARC1). Lineage: Eukaryota; Fungi; Ascomycota; Saccharomycetes; Saccharomycetales; Saccharomycetaceae. The record is from RefSeq and is a predicted model, not a curated record. The coding region runs from base 1 to 1143 and encodes 380 amino acids. Gene Ontology annotation, molecular function: tRNA binding; tyrosine-tRNA ligase activity. The transcript has a single exon. Gene Ontology annotation, cellular component: methionyl glutamyl tRNA synthetase complex.